AUGGGAAUUUGGGGAGCAAACGGAGUGGCUGGGAAGGCUCCGAAGAAGGGUCACGUCCCGCUGGACGUCGACGGCUAUCCUGCUGCUCCCGCCGAAUUAGAGUUGCAGCAAGUCCAUGUUUAUGUUCGCCAUGGUGAACGCGCGCCCGUCGGUAUCCGUAUGGCCGGACCACCCGCAAAUCUUCCGGAGCACUGGAUGUUCUGCCAUACGGCGCGUGAAUUUCGCGCGGCGGUUGCCAGCGUAGCAUCCGGCGACAGCUUCUCUGCCUUCCCGCCUAUCCAGGACGAGCUCAAGGCGGAAGAGCUACGCGUACGCCGCGUCGUAGAACGGCCUGAUGGUACAGCCGCGGUCGGUGAAUGUCUGCUUGGCGAACUUACGGAUAUCGGGCGCGAAUCUACAUAUAAUUUCGGAAGCAAUCUUAGGAAGCUUUACAUUGAUAGAUUGAAGUUCCUACCCGAUGUCGUGCGCUCGAAUGACGAAUUAUACCUGCGCUCCACGAAUAUGCCCCGGACCAUUGAGUCUCUGCAACAAGUCAUCCAUGGGUUAUAUCCAGUGUCAAAGUCUGCUGCCGACUUUGUACCACUCUUGAGAAUCCGAAACGGCAAGGAUGAGAAUCUGUUCGGAAACACGCUCGCUUGCAAGCGUCUUGAAGUCCUACAAAUUGGGUUUGCGCAAGCUGCCGCCGCGGCUUGGAACAGUACGUUAGAGCCCCUGGAUAAGAAAUUAUCCAAGUACAUUGGUGGGAACCCCGUACGUCUUGAUGGGAAACCAAGGGCCUCCGGUAUCCUUGAUACGAUCCGUGCCGCAGACGCACAUGGUGUGGAAGUGCCGCCAGAAUUCAAGGAGGAAGGCGUCUUGGAUACUAUUGAGAAGGCUGUGGUCACUGAAUGGUUCGCCGGGUACCGUUCAGAGGAAGUGCGCAGGCUAGGCAUGGGUCCCUUACUGAGCGACUUGGCGCGCAAGAUGCAAGUGAAGGCCGAGAAAGGUGACGCCGAUCCCACCAAGAUCCUCAUCCACAGCACGCACGAUACUUGCCUUGCUGGUCUGUCAAACACUUUGGACAUCUUUGACGAGAAGUGGCCAGCUUUUACGGCAGCUGUGACUUUUGAGCUCUUCAAGUCACGUCAGCCUGCGACGCCGCCAGCCUCAACAUGGCAGAGCCUGUUCUCCAUCUUUACUCCCGCGCAAGGGACUUCGGAGCAUUACGUCCGUGUACGGUACCAAAACCAGAACAAGCCGCUGCCGCUCUGCGCGGAGGAAGGAAAGCACCUUCCUGGUCAUCCCGAGUUCUGCACGCUCGCCGCAUUCCGCGAGCGGGUCAAGGAGCUGACGCCAGACGACUGGGAGGCAGAGUGCACUUUCGUUCCGGGGAACAAGGAGAAAGAUCGUGAAGCUGCGCAGGCGGCUGCCGCUUUGACAAUCGCCAAGCCUUGA
Dichomitus squalens LYAD-421 SS1 is the source of this 1434-nucleotide messenger RNA. Its product is annotated as phosphoglycerate mutase-like protein. Gene Ontology annotation, molecular function: phosphatase activity. Bases 1 to 1434 code for a protein of 477 amino acids. NCBI's taxonomy places the organism in Eukaryota, Fungi, Basidiomycota, Agaricomycetes, Polyporales, Polyporaceae. The transcript is spliced from 12 exons. The record is from RefSeq and is a predicted model, not a curated record. Gene Ontology annotation, biological process: dephosphorylation.